This is a messenger RNA of Leptinotarsa decemlineata (Colorado potato beetle), 1998 nucleotides long. It is a transcript of the gene NijC, whose product is annotated as Ninjurin C. NCBI's taxonomy places the organism in Eukaryota, Metazoa, Arthropoda, Insecta, Coleoptera, Chrysomelidae. Gene Ontology annotation, cellular component: membrane. Gene Ontology annotation, biological process: cell adhesion; tissue regeneration. The record is from RefSeq and is a predicted model, not a curated record.
AUGAUAUGUCAACAAAACAGAACAAAAACGAUGGCCUCCGGAAUUUAUCGUAUAAACCACAAAUGCGACUUCCAAAACGUGUUAUAAUAAUACUAUUAUAGUCGAUAGUUACGAGAAGUGGACAAGAUGGCACAACGCACAGAUGGCAACAUUAUUUCUGAAAUAAUUAAGAAAACUUUAGAUGUCAACAAGUAUGCAACAAAAAAAACUAUUGCCCAAGGACUCCUAGAUGUUGCUUUAUUAACAGCAAAUGCAUCCCAGCUAAAAUACGUUCUGCAAGUUGGCGAAAAACACGAAUUUUAUGUAUUGAUGCUUUGUCUGAUAAUAAUAUCCAUCUUGUUACAGCUUGUAGUGGCUAUACUUUUUAUUAUAAUAGGAGGACUGAAUAUAAAUAAGCAGAGAGACUACAAAGCAGCCAUUAUUCUGAACGACAUAAUACUUAUGUUCAUUUUUAUAAUUUCGAUCAUUAAUAUUAUUAUUUCUGGUUUUGGUUUAGAAUACGCAAGUCAACCAUUAAUGCUUAUAGAAACCCCCGAAAAAAUUUCAGGUAGACUCAAUAGUUAAUAUUGUUUGGUGAAUAUUUUAUUUAGAUAACAAAAACUGAAGAAAUAUGUUCCUGUACUUCAUUAUCGAAUAUCGACAUAUAUGUUAAAUUAUUACAUUGAAAUAUAUUGAGGAACACAUGCGUAGAUUGAAGAUCUGAUUUCUACAAAGGAAAGUUUUACAACUUUUGUUGAAAAUAAUUCUGGGGACGAAAAAAUAUUUUUCAUCUUUUUAUCAUAGAGAAAAGACCGGAAAAUCUUCGAAACUAUAAAUAUUGCUAAAAUAAAUUAAACUCAAUUACUUCAUUUAGAGUCUCAAGAGUGAAAUCUUUAAAUACCUAACAAAUAUUUUAACACUACUAGAUAUUCAGUAGUUCAUCUUGAAAUUUCUUAAGCCCACAUCCAUCAUUUGCAAAUUAGGGUUAGCCCGAAAGCUCAAAUAAAUAAAAACCGGUGAAAUAGAAUAUAUAACAGCAAAUCAUUUUUCAUGUGUCUCUCAAGAAUAGGAUUUAUAGCACGAGCACAAAAGUUUCCAUUGAAAAUCAAUAAUUCGACUUCUUAUUACUUUUCACUUGAUACUUAUUACUGUAGUAGGAACAUAGUAAUCGUGACAUAACGGAAUGUAGGUACUCAUAUAACGCCUCAUUCAGAACAAGGGGCACCAAUCGAAUGAAGGGUCUUGUUCAUUCCUGCAAAAUGUUGGCUAACAUAAAUUCUUGCGAUUUACAACUUAUGACUGAGAGAUGCUUAAAUCCAUUUUUUUUAUCUCUUGCAAAGAUAUUUUUGGCACAUGACUAAUUGUUAUGUCGCGAUAAGAUAGAAUAUUUUACAACAAAGCCGCAAUGCAAUUAGACUGCAAAAUAUUGUGAAUCAAUCCACUGUAGAUGAAAAAGAAAUCGUGUGAGAGAAGUGUCGUGUUCAGUAUUGCCAGGUCUACCGUUUUUGCAGUAAAUCUCCUGCUUUGGAUCUCAAACUAUUGUUCUAAUUUUCAAAUUAUGAACACAAAUAAACGUAAUAUACAGGCAUAAUAAUAUAUACCUGCUACUUCUUAAUCAUUACUUUCGCCUUCAUAAAAAAAUAUCAGAUAGUUGCAAAGAGGGGUAAUACAAUGAAUCAUCAGAAUUUCCUAGACAUAUCUCAUUCUUCUAAUUUGGAAAAUCUACAAACUGAGAUAAAAUAAAUAAUCAAUUAAAUUUUUUACAUUUGUAUCCUCUAAUUUCAUUAUCCUUCUAUCUUUCAGCUAAUUGUCUUCAUUGAAAAAUCAGUAUUUGUAAAUUUCUCUCUUGAUUUACUACCAGUUUUAAUAAAAAAGGUGGCAAUAACGCUAUAAUCCUACUCAUUAAUAAAUGCAAUUCAAUAUCCGUCGUGGUAUAUAACAAAACAGUUAAUGUUUGAUAAUGAACGUCUACCAGAAACCUCCAGUAUAGGAGAGAAUGCUCAAAUUAGCGAAACAAUU